Molecule: messenger RNA, 1454 nt
Organism: Osmerus eperlanus (European smelt)
Lineage: Eukaryota; Metazoa; Chordata; Actinopteri; Osmeriformes; Osmeridae
Product: zinc-binding protein A33-like
Exons: 4
Coding region: 105-1454 (449 amino acids)
Biological process (GO): protein ubiquitination
Cellular component (GO): cytoplasm
Molecular function (GO): protein binding; ubiquitin protein ligase activity
Source: RefSeq, a predicted model, not a curated record
AGAGAUUCUAAACUCAGGAAACACGUUCUAUUUAGUUUAGGUAGAGAGUGAUUUGGUUAUUUUACAAACAGAGAUCAUAGAAAACAACAUAAGUACCAACAGAAAUGGCUUCCUGCAGCAGUCUCCUGUCUGAAGAUCAGUUCCAGUGUUCUAUCUGUCUGGAUGUGUUCACUGAUACUGUCACUAUUCCAUGUGGACACAACUUCUGCAAGGCCUGUAUCACCAAGUACUGGGACAACAGUGGCCUGUGUCAAUGUCCUAUGUGUAAAAUGACUUUUGAUAAGAGACCAGAUCUCUUUGUCAACACUUUCAUCUCUGAGAUGGCUGCUCAAGAAGCAGAGAGAGAGUUAGCAGACAAUGUUCAGGUCUUCACUGCUCUGGUGCGUUCUAUUGAGAGAAGCCAGGCUGAGCUCAUUGAGGUGAUUGAGGAGAAGCAGAAAGCAGCAGAGAAACAAGCUGAAGGGCUGAUUAAAGAUCUGGAGCAGGAGAUCACUGAGCUGAAGAGGAGAAGCACUGAGCUGGAGCAGCUCUCACACACUGAGGACCACCUUCACCUGCUCCAGAGCUUCCCAUCCCUGAGCAACCCUCCACACACCAAGGACUGGCCUGAGAUCAGUGUCCACAGUGGUCUGAGUGUGGUGGUAGUGAGGAGAGCCGUGUCUCAGCUGGAGGAGACACUCAAUGAAGAGAUGGAAAAGCUGCCUGAAGUCAAGCUGAAGAGGAUUCAGCAGUAUGCAGUGGAUGUGACUCUGGACCCUGAUACAGCACAUCGAAAACUCAUCCUGUCUGAGGAUGGGAAACAAGUGAGAAAUGGAGACAAAAAGCAGGAUCUCCCUGACAACCCAGAGAGGUUUGAUUAUUUUGGCAAUGUCCUGGGAAAGCAGGGCUUCUCCUCAGGGAGGUUCUACUAUGAGGUGCAGGUUGAGGGGAAGACUGACUGGAUUCUGGGAUUGGUCAGAGAGUCCAUCAACAGGAAGGAGACAACCACACUGAGUCCUGAGGAUGGAUACUGGACUGUGAGUCUGAUGAAUGGAGAUGAGUACAGGGCUCUGGCUGACCCCUAUGUCCUCCUUUCCCUGAGACAGAAGCCCCAGAAGGUGGGGGUGUUUGUGGACUAUGAGGAGGGUCUGGUCUCCUUUUAUGGUGUGGAGGCCAGGUCUCAUAUCUACUCUUUCACUGGCUGCACCUUCACUGAGAAACUCUAUCCAGUCUUCAAUCCCUGUAGGAAUGAUGGAGGUAAAAACUCUGCCCCUCUGAUCAUCACAACAUCAAACAUAAAUCUAGAAUCAAACAACAUACAUUUCAAUCAGGAAAGACCAGUGACCAAUGGUUGUCUGCAGCAUGAAGAGAGAUCCCCCAUGGAGUCCAGACACUGGUGUCGGGGGCUGACGACCCAGCCAGACAACAAGCAGAAGAGGCAGACAGGAGACGAAGUCAAGAAGACCAGGUUGUGA